Messenger RNA from Drosophila rhopaloa, 3066 nucleotides. RefSeq names its product dual specificity protein phosphatase MPK-4 (gene MKP-4). Lineage: Eukaryota; Metazoa; Arthropoda; Insecta; Diptera; Drosophilidae. Gene Ontology annotation, molecular function: protein tyrosine/serine/threonine phosphatase activity. Gene Ontology annotation, cellular component: nucleus. The record is from RefSeq and is a predicted model, not a curated record. Bases 196 to 1353 code for a protein of 385 amino acids. Gene Ontology annotation, biological process: protein dephosphorylation. The transcript is spliced from 5 exons.
AAAAAACUCUUGAAACAUUUCCAAAUAGAUGGAACUAAAAUAUAAAGUCGCAUGCGACAAAUUAAAAUAGCAAGGACUAACUGGAAAGGACCAUAAGUGUGACCCUAACUGCAUUGGAAUCGGAGCUUUCUUGCCACUACGGUCACACUAGCACGCCCACGUUUGGUCCUUCCGGCUGGUAUCUGUUGCCUGGUCAUGGAGCAGUCUCAGCCGCAGGCGAGGCCGUCCUCCUCCUCGGGGAGCGGGAAGCCCCAGGACUCUGGCAUCUUGACGCGUGAGGACUUCGACGGCGGACCCGUGAGCAUCGACGAAGUGGACGCGGGACUGUUUUUGGGCAACCUGACGGCGGCCACGCACAUGGAGACGCUGCGCUCUUUUAAGAUCACCCACAUCCUUACGCUGGACUCGGUGCCCCUGCCACAGCACAUCCUGGAGGCCAGCUUCCUCACUACCAAGUACAUCCAGAUUGCCGAUAUGCCACGCGAGGACAUCCUGCAGCAUUUGGAGGGCUGUGUGGACUUCAUCAGCGCCGCCCUGGCCCAGCAGGGCAAUGUCCUGGUGCACUGCUACUUCGGCGUGAGUCGCAGCUCCUCCACGGUGAUCGCCUACAUGAUGAAGCGCCACAACCUGGACUUCAUGCCUGCCUACGAGCUGGUCAAGGCCAAGCGCCGAUUCGUUCAGCCCAACGCCGGGUUCGUCAGCCAACUUAAACUCUUCCGCCGCAUGGGCUGCAAGAUCGACCCCAGCUGUCAGCGCUACAAGAUCCACCGGCUGCGCUUGGCCGGCGAGCAGAUGCGCAAGGCCAAGAUCCUGCCUCAGAGCUUCCACAACGUGGUCCGCCCGGAUCCGGAUAUCACACGCGAGAACCCGGAGCCAAUAGUGUUCCGCUGUCGUCGCUGUCGCCGCGUUCUGGCCUCCAAAUCGCACGUGCUGGAGCACAAACCGCGCGACAGGCCACCGCAAGAGGUGGUGGUGCCCAAGGAGAAAGCCAGUGGCCAGGGUCAGUCACAAGGCCAGUCGCAGGAUCAGGUUGAGAACCCGAAUGGACCUCGCUUGCUAGACCAGUUGGCCGAGCGCAUCCGGCAGUCAUCACUUGGUUCGCCCAGUCAUGAUGGCACGCCAAACUAUUGCCGGAGCAUACUGUUUGUGGAACCCAUUGCCUGGAUGCACCGCAUCAUGCUGAACACCCAGGGCCGCCUGUACUGUCCCAAGUGCGAGCAGAAGCUGGGAAAUUUCAGCUGGAUCAACGCCUGCAAGUGUCCGUGCGGGGAGACGAUGACGCCAGCAUUUUACCUGAUACCUUCCAAGGUGGAGCUCUCCAAGGCCGUGCAAAACGUGCAGACAACAGUUUAGGUGCAACAUGCACCAAAUAGAACGAGACGGCAUCAGAGUUCUGGUACAGAAGCGGGAUUGCUGGACGCCCUUGUCAGCACACACCGAUCGGCAAUCGCCCACCUAGACGAAUGUCAAUGGUCACUGUCACCAGGACGCAUUAAUCAGAGUUUGUGUUUGUAGUCCCUGCUAUAGGCAUCAAGUUAUGGUUAAAAAGAUAUUUCUAAAGAAACGUGUGGUAUUUGUGAUACUCGGCGUAAAGAAAUAACAGUAUUAAGUCGUUUAAUUUGAAAUAUCUUCUUUAGAAUUCCAUUUGAUUGACAUGCAUUACAUUAAAUACCAUUUAUUAGUAUUGAUUUGUUAUUUUAUUUCAUAUUUUAAUUUAAAGGAUAAGAAUUUCUUAGUAUGAAAUGUUAUUCGUAUUUUAGUAGUCGUAUUCACAGGCUUUGAAAACACAUACAAAUAACUAUAAUUUAACGUAUUUUUCAUUUAACAUUGUAAUUUAUAGAAUUUAUUAUGAAAAUCUUGGGAAAGUAACGACUUUUUGGGAGGAUAUAUCGCAAAUUCAUUCCAAAGUGAAAGUCCUAUUCCAAGUUCCAAAAAAUUAGAAUCCACGAUUAAGUUAAAUAUGUGAAAAAUGUCUAGUAUAACAAAAUUGUUUUUCUUAAAAUACAAAAAAAGUGAAGGCAAUCUUAUAUGUAUAUCAAUCAAAUGAAAUUUUCUCUCUAGAAGAUAUUUUAGUUUAGUCAAAGACGUUAUUUUCUUCACAUCGUUAUAUCUCAAAUAUUACAUGCCAGAAACGAAUAUACGGAUGCAGUUCUGCGUUAAAACCUGCACCUUUUACAAAGGGUUAUUUUGUUGUCCUGUAUUAUUAGUCAGGUGCAUAUUGAAGCCCUGGUUAUACAUCGUGCUGAAUAUCGCCACAAACCACAGCCGCUUCGGCGUAUCUGAGAUCUUAAUAAUUAAUAAUAUACUCUUGGGAUAGAAUUUGAAUCGGUUAUAAAAACUGUUGUCAUGUCACAGUAUCAAAACUUCAACGCAUAUAACGUAAUACAACAGGAAAAAAAAAAGAAAACUAACAUAUCUCAGAAACCAACUUCGGAUUCAAUUUAGUCAACUAAAAUGCACUUUUCGUAAGAAUAAGAAAUAAUCAAACAGUAUUUGUUUAUUUCCAAAUGGCAAAAUAACGUUGACAAUUCGAGUUAAGAGAAAUUUUGUAAAACUAAAACUGUUACAUAACUGACAUUAUGGUUACGGUUUGGGCUCGAAAUUUUGUUUCAUUUUAUAUAGUUAGCUAAACAAUUUGCCGAUAUAAUUAAUUAUACACGUACAUAAAUUUGUUGGAAACCAUGAUAAAAUAUCAAUUUUUGCUGUUCCAUAUGCAUUUGCAUAGCUUUUUGCAUGUUACCAACACACUAACUAUAAAUGUAUUUUAGAUAUUUUAACCUUUUUGGAAAGAAUUUUACGCAAAACGAAAAAAACAAAAUUUUCAAUGACAAUAUCUAAAUUUACGCGAUAAAUGUUAUAGUCAAGGGCUUGUCAGCCAAAGAGUCGUGUCUGGGAUCGUCUAUAAAAGUUAGGACUUUGAACCGAAGGUGUUAGACACGCUGUAGGUAUCCUCAGACAUUGGCACCACCUUAUCGAUAUUGAUGUGCUUUGUUGACCUAUAUGUGUUGUAUGUAAAUGAGUGUGUAUUGAUAUUAAAAUCAAAAUUGUUUGUUUUCCAUACCAAAA